CCCACCGAGAAGCUUAAUGAUUUUGGUGAUUCUAUGCCUCUCCCUAACUCGGAUUCGUGGAAUUCUGAUCAAGCAGAUCCAAAUGAUUGGCUUAAGAAAGCAGCCGUGUUUAAUCGAGAACUAAAUGAACCAGAAGAAAGAUCCUCGAAAAAGGAGACCGAACCGUGGGAAAAAAAUCAAAGGCGUGAACCAUGGGAGAAUACUACUCAUAACGAUAACCCAGCUAGUUUUGAUGUGCAGAAGAAUGAUAGGAAAUUAGAACCUUCUGUAAAUAGAGAUUCCACAGAAAAUUUGGAUGUUGUUAGUAACCGCUUUGGGCGAAAAGAUGAUGAUCGCUACAGUAAGAACAGCUCAUAUUACGGUGAGAAACCUUGCGCUAAUUGUAAUAGGCCCGGACAUCUCUCGCGAGAUUGUCCCGAUUCAUCAACUUACACCGAGGAUUCAAGUCGUCGUAGAAAUUGCUUCAAAUGCAACAAACCUGGUCAUGUGGCAUCUCAAUGUCCCGAGUCCAAUAUUGAUAAUAACGGCGACCGGUUUACAAGGAAUAGACCAUGUUAUGAGUGUGGAUCAUCUGACCAUUUUGCAGCCAAUUGUCCUUUAAAAACCCGAAAACCCAGUCCAUUUGUCAACCCAGACCCCUCUGGUAUAUCACCUGGAGAGGCAUGGAAUAGGCUAUUGAAGGCUGAUCGUGAAAAAGAUAUUGAAGAAUUCAGAAAAUGGCUUGAGGAAUAUGCGAAAGUUUCACCUCAUGAGACCUUUCAGACGAUCGAAUCGAAACUAAGAGAAGAAGGUUGCAACGGAAGAAUAAUUGCCGUAAAACGUGAAGGAAUUCCCAUCACUAGUUGUUUGGUCGACCUUCAAGGAAAUACCGGAAAAACCUAUCUCGCACAACCCUCGUUUUCAAUCCCAAGUGGACUUGCUCCAGUUUCAGGCACUCAUGCUAAAUCUUCGGAGGAAAAUUUCCGGUGGCUGGCCGAUGCCGGUUUUUUGAGUGACGAUCCUUCUCCUGUUUGUUAUAACUGCAAAGAAAAGGGACAUAGUACUAAACAGUGCGAAGCGCCAAGGAAAGACAUUGAUCGUCCUGGUCGUCCACAAUGCCAAAUUUGUAGUUCAUUUGAUCAUACUACUAGGCAAUGUGAUAAACGUGAUCGAAACGAAAGAUCUUACGGUGGCUACAACGGUCGCGAUGGUUAUGGUGAUAAAGAUAUUCGUUCUCAAACUGGUUAUAACCGUCAUGAAUACGAGCGGCCCGAUAGGUACGGCGAUAACAAUACACACAGAUCAUAUGACAAUGAUGGUAGAGAUGGUAACAGGAGGAAAGAUUACGCAAAUGAUUAUUCCAGUUCAUACAAUAAAUACAAUAACAAUGAUAAUUUUAAUAAGAGCAGAUUUAAUGCCGGUGGUCGAGGAUCCCAUAAUAACGAUGAUAAAAACUUUAAUCGUAAUAGAGGUGGUUACAACGAUGGUUAUAGUAACAGAGAUAACAGGGAUAGGGGUGAUUAUAACUCGAGAGAAGAUAGAAACUUUACAAAUCGAGGAUAUAAUGACCCCUAUUCUAGGAGCAAUAGGGAACAUGAUAGCUAUCCAUCGAGAAACAGACAAGACAGAAGUAGAGAUCCUGCCCGGAAUAGAAACGAUUCUGUUAGGGAUUUCAAUAGAGAUAGCAGAGGUCGCGGAGUUAUCGAUGAAACCACGCAAAAAUGGGAUAAGCGACAAAGAUCAACAAGUGUAAACCGGAGCAACAAUAAUAUUGAACCAGCAUUGAAAAAAGACUCGUGGGAUAGAGAAAAUCCAAAAUUAGAUGAUAACUGGGAUCAACUAAAAGGUCAAGUAAUGACAAACUGGGGUAAAAUUACAAGUCAAAAUCAUGAUGAUAAUUCCUGGCCCGCACAGGAAGGGGAAAAGAAAGUUCCGUACAACAAUAAUACUAGGUACGCUGAAAAUCAACAUUCUCGAGGUAAUAAUGAAGAACCGCGCGGACGGAGUAUGCAGACCAAAGCCUUGGCAUCCGCUAAUUCCGAAGAUAAUUCAUAUCUUGAUAACGUCAAACAAUGGUG
Acaulospora morrowiae is the source of this 2057-nucleotide messenger RNA. NCBI's taxonomy places the organism in Eukaryota, Fungi, Glomeromycota, Glomeromycetes, Diversisporales, Acaulosporaceae. The record is from the annotation of a GenBank genome assembly.